This is a messenger RNA of Ostertagia ostertagi, 483 nucleotides long. NCBI's taxonomy places the organism in Eukaryota, Metazoa, Nematoda, Chromadorea, Rhabditida, Trichostrongylidae. The record is from the annotation of a GenBank genome assembly.
AUGUAUAUGCCCUCAUUUGCGCAUCAAAUGAUGCCACCCUAUGCGACGCAACUUGCAGCAACUACACCGACGGCUAAUGCUGCUUCGCCACAGCAACAACAGCAACUCAACAAGAUCUCUCAGCAGCAUCUCAAAUCAUCUGAUGAGGUUGCAGCAUCAAGUGGAGUGUUAUCAGCAGCGAAAACGAUGCAAUCACCCUCAGCCCAGAAUCUCCAACGGCAGUUUGGCAUGCAAAUGAUGCAGUCUGGUACAGGUCAACAUCAAGCAGCCAUGAUGCAAGCAGCUGCAGCUCAAGCUCAGAUGGCUCAAAUGCAUCACCUCUACAUGCAGCAAAUGGCUGCUGGUGCACGAGGGGCACAAUACUCGGUACCGCAAUUAUUGGCUGGUACCUCUGCAGGAGCGCACGAAAUGGCCCAGCUUGUUGCUUUACAAGCUCUCCAGCAACAACAGCAGAACCAUUUCGCAAGCAUGUUCCAGCAAAAG